This is a messenger RNA of Didymodactylos carnosus, 360 nucleotides long. The record is from the annotation of a GenBank genome assembly. Lineage: Eukaryota; Metazoa; Rotifera; Eurotatoria; Philodinida; Philodinidae.
AUGUCAAGUACAUCUGAUUCCACACAGUAUACUCUUUCAGGUAUUGAUCAAAAUGCAGCGUCACACAGUAGUACUAUUAGUGAUAAUAAUGCUAUGAAUACAUCAAUAAAUGUCACAAUCUCGCAGAUAAAUGAUGCUCUGGCAGUUGUGUCAAGGAGCACGACUUAUGAUGUUAGCGAUCAACCAGGUUUUGACGAAGUUAGUCCAUCAAAUCUUGGUUUAGCAAAUUCGCAACAUAGCAAUACUAGAGAGAAAGCUGCAGCAAUAUAUUUAACUAAUGCAAACAAACAAAUAAUAGCUCGCAUAUUCAAUAAUUAUUGGAAAAUUAUUUUGUGGGGGAUUUCGUUGGUAUCAAAAUAG